AUGGCAACCCAGGAACAAAAGUCGGAGGCUACAGUGAGUGCCCCAGAUGUCGAGUUCACCGAAAGGUUACGCCAUGAUUCACUUCCCAAUUCGCAUGAGGAAGCCGAGGUGGAUGGUAGAUUUGAGAGAGAUCUUGACGUUACUCAAGAUGAUCUACUUGAAGCAAGGGAGAUUGCAUCAACAUUGCCUCUUGAACAUGUCCACAAGAUUAUGAGCAAGGUAUACAAGCUUCACAAGAGAGAUCCUAAUUUUCCUCUCUCAGUCAUUCAAAAGAUUGAAUCCUUCCUAGACAAAGAUGAUAUCUUGAAACAUCCUGAGCGACACAAGACACUCAUACAAGAGAUAAAGAUCGAGGCGGCGUUGAUCACACACAACUCACCAUACGCGGAAGUUCGUGCCGUGGUUAACAACCAUAAUGACCCAAGCAUGCCCUGCUCCACGAUACGCGCCUGGUUCAUAGGUCUCAUCUUCUCUUGCGCCGCCUCCUUCAUCAAUAGCUUCUUCGAGAUCCGCCAACCCACGAUCGGCGUCGGUCUGGCAGUGCCUCAACUCCUGGCAUACCCUUUUGGAAAGUUCCUCGAGAAGACUCUGCCUGAUAUUGGGGUUACUCUCUUCGGCGUGCGACAUAGUCUCAAUCCUGGAAAGUUCAAUAAGAAGGAACACAUGUUAAUUACCAUCAUGUCGAGUAUCUCGAUAGGAACGCCCUAUACAAAUUACAUAAUCUGGAUCCAGUAUCUUCCACAGUACUUUAAUCAGCCCUACGCGAUGAGUAUAGGAUAUCAAAUUCUUCUCGGUCUUUCCAGCAAGUUCAUCGGUUAUGGACUUGCUGGUGUCUGUAGACGCUUCCUCGUCUACCCUUCCCAUUGCCUGUGGCCAACCACAUUAGUCUACAUCGCCCUCAACACGGCACUACACGAUGAGGGAGACAUCCCAGUACCGGGCCCCUUCAAGAGGAUCUGGAACACAUCCCGCUUCAGAUUUUUCAGCAUAGCCUUUGGCGCAAUGUUUGCUUACUUCUGGCUACCGAAUUAUCUUUUUGCUGGUCUGAGUUGGUUCAGCUGGAUGACUUGGAUAUCCCCUAACAACGGCGACUUGGCCAAUGUUACGGGUGGAUAUACUGGCUUGGGGAUCAAUCCCUUCCCAACGUUUGACUGGAAUAUAGUUACGCUGGGUUGCGAUCCUCUCAUGGUGCCCUUUUUCGCAACCUUCAAUCUGUUCUGUGGUGCACUACUGACUUGUUUUGUUAUACUGGGCGUUUACUAUGGAAAUGGCUAUCAUACUGCUUACCUUCCCAUCAACUCGAACAGGGUGUUUGAUCAUUUUGGGGGGUUGUACAAUGUAUCUGCCAUCAUAGACGAGCGAGGUAUUUUCGACGCCGAGAAGUACAAAGCAUACUCGCCUGCGUUUCUGUCAGCUGCGCAUAUCAGCUCUUACAUGUUCUUGUUCUCUCUCUAUACGGCUGCCAUUACGUAUGCUGUGCUAUAUCACCACCGACCAAUCGCCAUGGGGCUCAGGGGAUUAGCUGACAGUUUCCGCCCAUCAAAGAAGAAUGAAUCUGAAGAUGAGCAAGUACUGGAUGCGCACAAUCGUCUAAUGAAGACCUACCGCGAAGUCCCCGAAUGGUGGUACUUGGCAUGUCUCGCGAUAGCUUUCAUUGUAGGUGUUGUUGGUGUUUCUCAAUGGCCAACACAUACCACACCCGCAGUCGUGCCUUUCGGUGUCAUCCUAAGUCUGAUAUUUGUCGUCCCUGUUGGUAUUAUAUCAGCCACCACAGGGAUUGGUGUCUCGCUCAACGUCUUGUCCGAGUUCCUCGGUGGUGCCUUUGUUGAGGGCAACGCCAUUGCCAUGUGUUUCUUUAAGGCCUUUGGAUACAGCACUUGUGCCCAAGCAGUCUACUUCAGCGCAGACCUGAAACUGGCGCACUAUCUCAAGAUACCACCGCGUUUUACCUUUUGGGCACAGAUGGUCCCGACUCUUGUGUCGACACUUGUUACUGUCGGUGUUUUGCAGUAUCAAAUACGUCUGGAGGGUGUCUGUACACAGGAUGCUCCAUACCGCUUCAUGUGUCCUGGUCUGAACAAUUUCUUCACUGCUGCUGUGCUGUGGGGGACCAUUGGGCCUAAGAAGCUCUUCGGUCUUGGGGGUCAAUAUGUCGAGGCCUUGGUGGGCUUCCCCUUUGGCGUGAUUAUGGUUCUUCUCUUUUGGUGGCUUGGGAAGAAAUACCCAAACAUUAAGUUCGCCCGAAGUAUUCACCCUGUUGUGUUACUAGCAGGAGGAAUGCUCUGGGCGCCUUAUAACCUUAGUUAUAUCUGGCCUGCUGUGCCGAUUGGUUGGAUUUCCUGGAUAUAUCUCAAGAAGCGACAUCUCGCUUUCUGGGCCAAGGUAUAUUUUUGGAUAGCAUUUUCGUUUGAGUACUAA
Molecule: messenger RNA, 2418 nt
Organism: Fusarium poae
Lineage: Eukaryota; Fungi; Ascomycota; Sordariomycetes; Hypocreales; Nectriaceae
Exons: 4
Coding region: 1-2418 (805 amino acids)
Biological process (GO): transmembrane transport
Molecular function (GO): oligopeptide transmembrane transporter activity
Source: RefSeq, a predicted model, not a curated record